Molecule: messenger RNA, 720 nt
Organism: Schistocerca americana (American grasshopper)
Lineage: Eukaryota; Metazoa; Arthropoda; Insecta; Orthoptera; Acrididae
Exons: 1
Coding region: 1-720 (239 amino acids)
Source: RefSeq, a predicted model, not a curated record
AUGUCCGAUAGAAGCAUGAGAUCCUUUUUUAGGGCGAUCGCUAAACUAAAACAAUCUAACGAAGAAUCCAUUCCUAGAUUAAAAGAGGAAUUAAAACAGUCUAACGAAGAAUCUACUGCUAGAUUAAAAGAGGAAUCAAAACAAUCUAAUGAAGAAUCUACUGCUAGACUGAAAGAGGAAUUAAAACAGUCUAAUGCUAGAUUAAAAGGGGAGCUAACAAAAUCUACAGACAGGUUACAGGAACAUCUUAAUGAAACCAGUCGAGAAUUAAGCGAUAAAAUAGAGGCUUCUAAAGUUGAAAUGCAGGAAAAACUAGUAGGACUUAGUAAUAAGAUUUCUGAUAAUUGUAAAAGGUUAGAAGAACAUAUCCAGGAAUCGUGUGAGGAAAAAGCUCGCAUGCGAAAUGAUAUUACUGACUUAACCAAGAGACUAGAUAAUGUCGAUGUCUUAGAUGUAAAUGAAAUUGAGAAAAAUAACGAUAAGUUACGAGAUGAAUUUUCUAUGCAAACAGAAACUGUGCUUAGAGAAUUACUAGAAUCUAUUAAAGAGGUUUCUACCAAACCUGUGGAGAUUUCUUCAUUAGAUAAUGUAGAAUUAGAGACAUUAACUCAUCGAGUAGAAAAAGAUCAUACUGAAAUAGAAAACAUGAAAUUUUUAAUUACCGAAAUAUGCAGUAACCUUGAGACUUCCAAAGAUAAAAACAUUAACGAAGGUACAUAG